This is a messenger RNA of Tuber melanosporum (Perigord truffle), 3491 nucleotides long. RefSeq lists its product as uncharacterized. The record is from RefSeq and is a predicted model, not a curated record. Lineage: Eukaryota; Fungi; Ascomycota; Pezizomycetes; Pezizales; Tuberaceae. The coding region runs from base 76 to 3297 and encodes 1073 amino acids. Gene Ontology annotation, molecular function: P-type calcium transporter activity; ATP binding; ATP hydrolysis activity. The transcript has 6 exons. Gene Ontology annotation, cellular component: plasma membrane. Gene Ontology annotation, biological process: intracellular calcium ion homeostasis; calcium ion transmembrane transport.
CACAUCCUUUGAUCCAUUCCUAACUUUAUUCACCUUUUCCACCCUUUCUCAACGCUUCUCAAUCGUUUCUAUUGAAUGGUCAAUCCCAAUUCACUUUCCGCUCCGCUCCCCUCAACCCCCACGACCGCCCUACAGCACGGCUCUGGCGUCACUCACUCCAUUGCUGCGGAGGAGGGCUGUGAUGACCCCCCACCUAUAUUUUCGCCUCCUGUCGGUAACGCGGCAGGAGGCGUCCCUUCUCACCAUCCGGACACAAGUCCAACAAACAAUGGUCAGGGCGAUGUCUCGGAUUCUUGCCCCUACUUAACUACCCGCGGCGAACCUAGCCACCCCCAAACCACUACUACCGAGAACUUUCAGGGCAGUCGGGUCUACGAUUACGGCUCACCACCAAUCAGUUCCGGCGGGAUUCCCUCGCCACCCAUGGUAACUCAAAGUCCUGUUUAUUCUAACACAAGAAGCGGGCAGAGCUCUACAACAGCUGUUGAUACACUCGCCGGGGAUGAAACCCCUCCGGCCGAUAAGGCAGCUCCACAUGCAGCCACUCCAUGCGCUCUUGCUUCGCUCUACAGCGUUGACAUGAGCUCUGGAUUGACCGCAAAGGAGGCAGCGGAGAGAUUGUCCCGAGAUGGGCCAAACAAGCUUACUGAUACCGGGGGUAUUACCUGGUGGAGUGUGCUUGUAAGGCAGGUUUCAAACAGCUUGACAUUGGUUCUUGUGAUUGCCAUGGCAGCUUCUUACGGGAUGCUUGACUUUAUCGAGGGAUCCGUCAUCUCGGCUGUCAUUCUUUUAAACAUUGUCAUUGGGUUCGCUCAGGAUUAUCGUGCUGAGAAAACCAUGCAAUCCCUCCAUUCCCUCUCAGCUCCCAUCGCAACAGUCGUCCGCAACAAUGGACGCAUCGAAAAGGUUAAAGCCGAAGAAAUUGUUGCUGGUGAUAUAGUCCGUGUAUCCGUUGGUGAUGUCGUCCCGGCAGAUCUCAGACUUUUCGAAGGAAUGAACUUUGAAACAAAUGAAGCUCUUCUUACGGGUGAGAGUUUACCAAUUGCCAAGACCCCACUCUUGACCCUCCCCCACGCCGAUUACCCAUUGGGGGACCGUACCAAUAUGGCCUACUCCUCCUCCACUGUCACUAAGGGACGCGCCGUUGGAAUUGUUGUGGCAACCGGAAUGAACUCGGAAGUUGGAAGAAUUGCCGAGUUGCUCCGUGGAAAUAAACGAGAUGAGGGCGAAUCAUUCAUUACAAGAACCUGGGGUAGGGCUAAGAUGACCAUGAAAAAUGUCCUUGGUCUUGUUGGAACCCCAUUACAGGUUAAGUUGAGUAAAUUUGCCCUACUCUUAUUCGGCCUUGCUGUCUUGUUGGCUAUAAUUGUCUUUUCUGCAAAUAAGUGGAAAAUCAAUGAUGAAGUCCUGAUCUACGGUAUUUGUGUAGCUGUGGCCGUCAUUCCUGAAUCUCUUAUCGCGGUCCUCACAAUCACCAUGGCUGUCGGUACUAAAACUAUGGCCAAAGGCCAUGUGAUUGUCCGAAAGAUGCAGGCCUUGGAAGCUGUCGGUGGUGUCACAAACAUCUGCUCGGAUAAGACCGGUACACUCACGCAAGGCAAGAUGAUUGCUCAUACGGUUGUUGAUGGGGAUAUGCCUUCUCUCAUUGAUAGUGGAAACUGGGAUCUCUUGGCUGAACAUCCUUUCGACUCUACCGUUAAACGCAUGACAGUUAUCUAUAAGAAUAUACACACCAACACCGUCGAGGCAUUUAUGAAGGGAGCCGGGGAAGUCGUUAUUCCAAAUCUCAACAUCCCAGGGGAGGAGAAAGAAGAAAUCUUGAACAGAAUUGAACGCCUUGCUGGGGAGGGACUUCGUGUCCUUUGCGUGGCGCAGAAGACUCUUCCCUCUAGUGCAACGUGCGAUACCGGCAACCGUGCCGCCGUGGAAUCACAGAUGAACUUCCUUGGGUUGGUUGGCCUCUACGACCCGCCGAGAUUGGAAACUUUCGAGGCCGUCCGCAAGUGUAAGGUUGCAGGUGUCAAAGUCCACAUGUUAACCGGAGAUCAUAUUCGAACAGCGGCGGCGAUCGCCCAUGAGGUCGGAAUCAUUUCUCCUGCUAUGCCUGCCGCCCAGGCCGCUACCAUGGUUAUGACUGCUGGCCAAUUUGAUGCCCUUAGCGAAGACGAGAUUGAUAAGCUAGAGGCUUUGCCUUUGGUAAUCGCUCGUUGCUCCCCAACCACCAAAGUCAGAAUGGUUGAAGCUUUGCAUAGGCGCGGUGCCUUCUGUGUUAUGACUGGUGAUGGUGUCAAUGAUUCUCCUGCGCUCAAGCGGGCUGAUGUCGGAAUUGCAAUGGGUCUCAGUGGCAGCGAUGUCGCCAAAGACGCUAGUGAUCUCGUUUUAACUGAUGAUAACUUUGCCAGUAUCGUUCGCGCAGUUGAGGAAGGCAGAAGGUUGUUUGAUAACAUCCAAAAGUUUAUCAUGCAUCUUCUCAUUUCGAAUAUCUCGCAAGUUGUCUUACUGUUGAUUGGUCUCGCUUUCGCGGACAGAAACGGUGUUUCCGUAUUUCCUCUCAGUCCUUUGGAGAUUUUGUGGGUCAACAUGAUCACCAGCUCCUUCUUGGCAUUAGGACUUGGGCUUGAGGAAGCUCAGCCCGAUAUCAUGCUACGACCCCCUCAUGAUCUGAGGCAGGGUGUUUUCACCUGGGAGGUUAUCAUCGAUAAGAUGAUUUAUGGUAUCACCAUGGGAACCCUCUGCCUUAUAAGUUUUAUUAUUGUCGCUUACGGGCACGGCGACGGUGAUCUCGGUUACGACUGUAACCAUGCCUACAACAGCUCUUGCGGCAACGUCUUCCGUGCGCGCGCUACCGUAUUUGCUGUAUUGUCCUUCCUCUUACUCCUUACAGCUUGGGAAGUCAAGCAUUUUUCCCGCUCCUUGUUCAACCUCGACCCUGCCCGCCAUAAAGGACCUCUCAGCAUUUUCCACACUCUCUGGUAUAACCAGUUCUUGUUUUGGGCUGUCUUUGCCGGCUUCACCAUCACCUUCCCUGUCAUCUAUAUUCCAACUUUCAACACUGCCGUCUUCAAGCACAUGGCCAUCACUUGGGAAUGGGGUGUUGUUCUUGGCUGCUCAGUUGCUUAUUUGUUGGUUGUGGAGAGUUGGAAGGGGAUCAAGAGGUGGAGGGGUAUAGGUAGUGGCGUAUUUGCCGGCAGGACGGAGGUACGGCUCGAGAAUGGAUUGGAGGCUGUGUCCGGGGUUACAAGCGGGAGGACAAGUCGCAGUGGAACGAUUGUCGAAGCGGAAGAGAGAAAAGGUUAGGAUUGAUGAAUCCACGGAUGCUGUGGAAAAAUCUUUACACGUUAGGUUUGUGAUGUGGUAUGAGUGAUGCUGGAGUGCUGGAAUGCUGGAUGACGAGAGGUGAUGCCUUUUCAUUUUUUUAUACCUUAGCUAGCUCAUAUUUUUCCUUGGUUUUGUAGCUACUUUUGCUUUCAAAAAUAAAGUACGUAUACAUA